This is a messenger RNA of Heterostelium album PN500, 249 nucleotides long. RefSeq lists its product as uncharacterized. Lineage: Eukaryota; Evosea; Eumycetozoa; Acytosteliales; Acytosteliaceae. The record is from RefSeq and is a predicted model, not a curated record. The transcript has 2 exons. Bases 1 to 249 code for a protein of 82 amino acids.
AUGUUUGAAAGAAUUACAGGUGGUGGAAUUGUUGUUUUAAAACCAGGUAGCACCCUUAGAUCCAAUCCAAAUGCUAUAAUAACGGAAACUCCUCCUUCAAAUCCAGCUUUUAAGGUUGAUGAUCAUGACUUUGACCAUCAAAAACCAGGAUCAAGCAGAAUAAACAUAUCUCCUAUUGCACCUUCAACUCAACCACAACCAUCUCCUAUCAUAAAAAAAACACCAGCAAAAGGGGGUUGGGGAUCAUAA